Molecule: messenger RNA, 2615 nt
Organism: Trichosurus vulpecula (common brushtail)
Lineage: Eukaryota; Metazoa; Chordata; Mammalia; Diprotodontia; Phalangeridae
Gene: ORAI3
Product: ORAI calcium release-activated calcium modulator 3
Exons: 2
Coding region: 389-1336 (315 amino acids)
Biological process (GO): store-operated calcium entry
Cellular component (GO): membrane
Molecular function (GO): store-operated calcium channel activity
Source: RefSeq, a predicted model, not a curated record
UCUCAGCCCUUGGGGCUCCCGCCUCCUGCUCCUCUGGGGCCUUUUGCCUGAGGCUCUAAACUGACUUCUUCCUUCCGGGAACCCAAGCAUCCUCACUCCAUUUAGUUCUGAUGCUCCGCUCUCCCUGCUUCCGUACCUCCACCCCACUUCUAGAGCUGAUCCGCAAACUGGGGAUGCCCAGGGGCGCUCCCCCAUUUCCUUUGAAUUCUUAGAACUGUCCUUGCGCCGGCAUAGCUUCUUGGCUUCUGAAUCUGCAGGUUCUGCUUUGCUCCCUUUCUUAGGAAGCAGGUAGUCCAAUUCCUAGAGCCUCUCUUCUUUAGGCUUAGUCCCUGCCUCAGCCCCGGAGUCUCUCCUUUCCCCCCCUCCCCGUUUACCUGGACACUCCAGGAUGAAAGGAGGAGAGGGGGAUGCAGGAGAACAGGCCCCCCUCAACCCUGAGGCUGGAGAGAGCCCUGGAGGUUCAGCCACCUACCGGGACUUUGUGCAUCGAGGCUACCUGGACCUCAUGGGAGCCAGCCAGCACUCAUUGCGGGCCCUUAGCUGGCGCCGCCUCUACCUCAGCCGAGCCAAACUCAAGGCCUCCAGCCGAACAUCUGCCUUGCUCUCCGGUUUUGCCAUGGUGGCCAUGGUGGAGGUCCAACUAGAGACCAACCACGACUACCCCCCGGGGCUGCUGGUGGCUUUUAGUGCCUGUACCACAGUGCUGGUGGCUGUCCAUCUCUUCGCCCUCAUGGUGUCAACCUGCCUGCUGCCCCACAUUGAGGCCGUCAGCAACAUCCACAACCUCAAUUCUGUCCACCAGUCUCCCCAUCAGCGACUCCACCGCUAUGUGGAGCUGGCCUGGGGUUUUUCCACAGCCUUGGGCACUUUUCUCUUCCUGGCCGAAGUGGUCUUGGUUGGCUGGGUGAAGUUCAUGCCCAUUGGGGGGCCUACAGUGGCCCCUGUGCCUGAAAUCCCUUCCUCCUUGACCUCAGGGGGUCCAGAGAGCCCUUUACCUGAUGCACCAACCUCCAUGGGCCCAAGUCCUGGACUAUCCCUGACAGAGCCAGUGGUCCCCUUGAAUCCCCCAACUGUGACCUCAGUCUCGGAAACGCCACCCAGAGCUGGGCCUUCAACUGUGACCUGCCCACAGAAGUGCGAGGGGCCAGUGGCCUCACCACAUGGGCCUGGGUGGCAUGCCGCAAUGGCCUCAACAGUGAUCAUGGUACCCGUGGGCCUGGUUUUUGUUGCCUUUGCCCUCCACUUUUACCGAUCUCUGGUCGCUCAUAAAACAGACCGACACCAGCAGGAACUGGAAGAGCUGAGCCGCCUCCAGGGAGAACUUCAGGCUGUGUGAGGUGGGAGAGAGCAAGGGAAGGAACAGGGCUUUGGGAAGAAGCAAAUGGAAGAUGAAGCAGCAGCCAUCACAGCAAUGGAUUGGAAGGGGCCCCAGCAACAGAACUACAGGGUCUCCUCAAGGUAGGCCCAGGAAGGAGGCCCCUGGCAGCCUGAUCCAGGUCCACAACCACCUGCCAGGAGCCCUGGGCCGAGAGGAGGAGCCCUAUACCACCUAUCACAAAGUGGAAGGAUGCACUCAGGUAGAGGGACAUGAUUUCCUCCCCCUCAGCCCCGAAGCCCUGAGAAUAGUGGGAAGGCUCAGGUCAGGCUGGCCUUUAAGGGAGAUCCCAGUGACACACAGCACUACCCAUUUGGUUUUCUCUAAACUGAGCCCCGAUUCCCUUGCCUUCCCUUUCCCAUAGAGCCUAUUGUGAUGGGGCUUGGUAUAUUCUGAGAUCCUCCUCACAAAGGCAUCCUCUUUGGAGAAACAUACGUUUGAUCUGUGAUGAUUUUCAUAUCAUUGAGGAUGUAUUGGUGGCAGCUCUGCCCAUUUUGGUUGCUCCUAAAGUGUUAGCUCCUACCAUUUCCUAGGUUCUCUCCCAGUAGAUUGGUGCUUCCUGGAGGAAUUCUCAAAGCCAGAGCUGACAUCUCUAAGGAAUCCUCCAAGCAUGCUGUUUAAGGAAGCCUUUCAGGAUUGCCCAAGUUCAGUCUUGGUCCUACCUCUUGAGCUCCAGGGCCGUGGGGUGGAGGUAGGUUCUCCUUAGGGUAUAAGACUUGUCUCCCUAUCUCCUCUCCCCUCCCCCCCCACCCCUUGGAAUUGUUAUUCACCUUUACACUUGGGUAGGUCCUCCAAUGCUGACCUCCAACUUUCACAUUUUGUUUCCAAGUUCUUAGAAGCCCUAGGGUUAGGUCACACAACAUUGCCUCCAAAUUGGAGGGCCCCCUCCUGUUGCCUCUUUAUUGUAAGUACUGCCCUAUGGUUCUGAUGCAUCAGAAGAAAUUGCCUUACCUCCAAACACAGCCUUUUUUUCCUGGUCUUUGUGCCAACAUCACAGGUCCCUCUCAAAGUUCCAUCUUUCCCUCCUCCUGGUCAGGGUUGGAACAGGGGAGAGGGACUGGUAAAGGGGAACAGGCUUCCAUGGAGAAAGUCCUGGCCAAUCCCAGCAGUCACAUGCCACAUAGGCUUUGCCUCACACUGAGCACCCCAGGGAUCCCUCCCCUUCCUCUGUAAUGAUGCUGGAUCAACUCUGACACUGAAUUUUCACUGUACCUUUUUUUUUUGUACAAUAAACCUUGUU